CUCAGAUCUAAAAAUUUUGAGUUUUAAAAAAAAUAUAUAUAUAUCCCGGGCACAGCAAACUAGAUUCAACAUCCUAGGUAAUGGUGGUUCUGAUGAAACACCCAAAGCUAAAAGACAGUGUUCUGUGGAGAUGAAAAUAUAAAAGGCCCAAUUUGGAUGCACAUGUUCAUUAACUAGAGGACUGGGUAUCUUCCCUGCUCGCCAGUGUUUGAGUGCUUCAGUAGGAGAAUAGGGCAGUGAGUCAAGUGUCCCAAGUGGAAGAGAACAAGAAAGACAUCACCAAGUGAGCUCAGUGGCAGAUGAUUAGAAUGGCUUUAACAGGGGAAGGGCAAUCUUAAAGGAGCACCAAGGUGGUCGACAGGACUAAGAGUUUGGGCUUACAAUGAAAGACAGUAAAGCUAUUUGUAAGGACACAGGAUAUUGAUCUUCUAUAACUAGAUGUUAAAAUAGGGCUGAAAGUAAUUUGUAAAAUAUGUUGCCUUUUGUGGUUAAUUGUAAGAAAUGACAAAUUCCAGGAUUCUGUUGAAAUUACUUGAGCCACAGUGAAGUCUUUAUAGAAAACAGAAAUGUGUCACAGAGGAUAGGCUAGAGAAUGUUCAGUACCAAGAAUGGGAAGGAACAAUGAAAUUUGUCUGUGACCCAGGGCAACUGCUUCCUUUCUUGUGUAUCUUUUCCCAAGUCAUAUCUAUCCUUUUCAGAUUCAAAUGCGCAACAUCUUCCUAGAAAGUAGUAACAUGUACAGGCUUGGGGCUGGUACUGCUCCCCCUCCAUUUACCUUAUUUGCCUGAAGCAGGGAGCUAGCUGCUACUCAGGUUCUUUGAGCCCAUACUUUCAGGAAUCUUCACCUUGCUGGGAUGGAUAUUUAAAGACUGGAGAGCAUCAAUGAAGACUGCAGAAGAGGGAGCAAGGAGUGGUAUCCUAUAGAAGGAAGACGUCUAGAGAAUGUAGAGGGAAACAGAGGCAAAAGCACAAGGGAUCUGCUUUUCCAGAAGUCUCUGACGUCGACUGGGCACAUGAAGGUUUUUAAGUGUUUGGUGGUAGUUGAAUAAGCCUGAGCCAAUUAAGAAGCAUAACUGAAUAAUUUACAUUGUAAUGUUUGACCCUCCCUGAGAAGAGCAUUCCUAACAGUAAUUACACAUUUAUAUAUUCAUUUAUAAAUUUAGUAUUCAAGCAUUUUAAAAGGUUUUUUUAAUUACUUUAUUAGCUAUUUGGAUGAAUGAAUGUGAUGGUUUCCUUUCAAUGUCUUUUUUUUCAUUCUAAAGAAUGAAGGCUAUCAUUUAUACAGUUUGGUGUUUUAUGCAUAGAGAAUAGAAUAGAGACACUAUAUCCUUCUACCUUCUUUCAGUCUAUCAUUUUAUUUAAAUUUAUGUUGAAAGUUUAUGUGAACAAUUGAUAGUAAUUUGGGUGCAAUCAUCAGGACAGACAAUUUUCAAGACAAAUGAUUUUCAGGUUCCACCAAAUUAUUGAUUGAUAGUAUUUAAUGUGGAACUAUGUAUGAAUUAGCAAGUACAGAGAUUGGGAAAAGUGGAAGCAGAAAGUAACAACUGAAAUAAUUUUAUAAACCAAACAUUUAAUAACAAUAUAAAGAAAAACCAUUUGCUAUUCAAAUAACUAACCCUUCAGAAUAUUUUAUAGACUACUACUCACCUGUUCUGUUGUGUGUCUUUGCUUGAAAGAUAUGACUUUAAGUCGGAGUCAUUGAUUUCUAUGUGUUCAAGAACUGGAGAAGCUAAUUUUGAAACUCAGUAUGAUAUUCCUGAGAAUAUUCCGGAAAAUGAUGCAGAUGACUUACCAAUAGCUUCUGAACAAUAUGAAAAUUUAGAAACGCAAGAAGAAGAACUAGAAUUAGAAACAAUACCGGAUUUAGAGCUGGAAAAUGAAAAUGUUUAUAAUAAGAAUGAAGGCUAUCAAAAAUUGGAAGCUUCCAGAAAAGCUACCCAUUCAUCCAGCAGAGGAAAUAAUACAGAAAAAAAGGAAAUAAACCAAGUGUGGGCUGACAAAUGUCCACACCCAGAGCUUAGGGAUUUUUCUCAUCCAAUCUCCAAACCCAAGUCUGAACCACUCUCCAAACCCAAGUCUGAACCACAGCAAUCUGAACCAGAUUUGUAUGAAGAACUAAAAGAAGAAAUACCAAAAUCUAAACUGAAAAAUGAGAGAAAUUUUGAUAAGAGUGCGGAAAUUCAAGAAUUUAGUGUGUCUGAUGCUAAUGGACAGCAAGAAACUUCCAUGGAAGCUCCGCAUUCAUCCAAUAUGAACAAUGAUGCAGAAGAAAAUGUAAUAAGGCAUCUAGAGAAAAAAACUGUCAUGGAAGACCAAAAGCAGACCUCAGGAGAAGAGCAGAAACAGCACAGUGGUAGAAAAACUAAGCGGUCAUUUGACAACCCUGCCACGAUUGCCUGACACCUUCUCUGACCAUCCAUCCACAACAGGACAGCUGAGGAGGAAAUCUGCCCUUCUCUACUAAUUGUUUCAAGAAAAAACAUGUGUUUAUUUUGUGUUUUACUAUAUUAUGUUAUAUUAUAAAUUAUACUAUUCUAUUAUCUUCAGUGUUUA
Peromyscus leucopus (white-footed mouse) is the source of this 2553-nucleotide messenger RNA. RefSeq lists its product as uncharacterized. The record is from RefSeq and is a predicted model, not a curated record. NCBI's taxonomy places the organism in Eukaryota, Metazoa, Chordata, Mammalia, Rodentia, Cricetidae. The coding region runs from base 1708 to 2400 and encodes 230 amino acids. The transcript has 10 exons.